Molecule: messenger RNA, 367 nt
Organism: Drosophila santomea
Lineage: Eukaryota; Metazoa; Arthropoda; Insecta; Diptera; Drosophilidae
Exons: 1
Coding region: 80-265 (61 amino acids)
Source: RefSeq, a predicted model, not a curated record
CAUUUUAUUUCAACAAUUUCUCUUCGCCUGCCUCAGUCUGCGUUCGUUUUCGAAACAGUCAACAUCUUUGGGUGCGCUAAUGGCUCAGGAUCCGAAACCACUUUACUUUGCCGUGGGUCCCGGCCCCAACGACAUCACGUGUCCUUAUUGCAGGACCAAGGCCAAGACCCGUGUGGUGCGAUCCUGGCUGCGUUGCUGCACCAAGAGGCAUCACUGUGGUGCCUGCGGCGAGUACCUGGGCGUUUACCGACGUCCACAACUUUAGCUGCCCAGCACCCACGAAGAUGUCAUCGAAUCAUCAUCAGAAUUAACUCCGUUUUGUACUCCUGUUUAAAUACAAUAAAAUAAAAGUUUCUAUCAAAUGUAA